Molecule: messenger RNA, 564 nt
Organism: Racocetra persica
Lineage: Eukaryota; Fungi; Glomeromycota; Glomeromycetes; Diversisporales; Gigasporaceae
Source: the annotation of a GenBank genome assembly
AUGUCUGCCAAAAGCCAAUCGCCAACCUCCCAAAAUAGUCAAUCGCCCAGUGAUAAUUCUGAAAUCCAGGUCUUAAAAACACAACUAAAAGAAGUCAAAAAUCAACUAAAUAAUUUAACCGACGAGCCUCAGAAAAAUCAAUUAGAGGACAAAAUAACGGCACUAGAAAAUAAAGUAAAAAAUCUGAUUAACCCGGAUAAAUCAACUAUCCAACAAUUAGAGCAGGAAAUUAAAGAGAUUAAGGAGAAGUUGGAAAAUAACGAUAAACCCGACCGUAAUCCUCCACCAACCGAUAAGACUGAAAUAAAACUUCGUUAUGUUGGCGAGGCCGAUAGUGAAGAGAUGGCUUUUAAUAAUUUUUUCGGAAAACAAAGUAGAGAAGAUUUAAGACUUUUUUAUAUUAGCCGAAACCACCCGCAAAUUAAGGAACUAAUAAACCAAGACAAAUUACAAGUGGAUAAGGUUUUUAUCGCUCGCUAUGGAAAAGUCGACCACAUUAGCCCCCACAAUUUGAUGUAUAUUUUUAAUGAAAACAAUCAAGAAUUAGAGAUUAGAGAGGCCUAA